GCACGCAGGCAGCGAGCGAGGACGGAGCUCGGGCUGUCUGUCCCGUGACCGCACGUUGAGGCGGUGGGGGACGAGGGAUGUGAGAGCUUCAGAGAUUAGGGGGAAGAGGGAGAGAGAGAGAGAGAAAAAAUAAAUAUAUAUAUCCCUCUCUUACGUCACCCAACCCAAAAAAAAAAUAAUUUAUUAUUAUAUAUAAAACGUAUAGAUAUAUUAGAAAGAAAGCGGUGCGCGCGCGCGCGUGUGUUUUUUUCGGAGGGGGAAGAUGUCGGAGAUAGCGGCGGCCGCGACGGCGGACAAGGCCUGCGGCGGCGGGCAGGCCCCCGGGGCCGGGGCCGGGGAGAAGAAGCCGCUGAAGCCGUGUUGCGCCUGUCCCGACACCAAGAAAGUCAGGGACGCCUGUAUAAUUGAGAAAGGAGAGGAAAACUGCAGAGACCUUAUUGAAGCUCACAAGGAUUGUAUGAGGGCACUGGGAUUCAAGAUCUGAGAGGGCUUAAUUUGAGUGUGUGAUUUUGUCUUUAGGUAAACUCAGGUGAUGCUUUGCCUGAAGCUGAAUGAAGAUGAGAGGAAUAUGGAUGGAUUAAGUUAUUUGCAAACUGGGAGUUAUUGUAGAAGUGAAGUCUUACCACUGUCACUAAAACUGGAAAGUCGUCUUCAGUGAUUCCAGAAGUCAGACAAACUGAUAUUUCUGCAAUCUUUUGUUCACUCUUAUAUAAAAUCAUUGUUAUUUUGAAAUUUAUGAGAAUUUAUUGUUCUUUAAUAAAAACCUGAAAAUA
Callorhinchus milii (elephant shark) is the source of this 773-nucleotide messenger RNA. Its product is annotated as cytochrome c oxidase copper chaperone. Gene Ontology annotation, cellular component: mitochondrial intermembrane space. The transcript is spliced from 3 exons. Lineage: Eukaryota; Metazoa; Chordata; Chondrichthyes; Chimaeriformes; Callorhinchidae. Gene Ontology annotation, biological process: mitochondrial respiratory chain complex IV assembly. Gene Ontology annotation, molecular function: copper ion binding; copper chaperone activity. The coding region runs from base 263 to 484 and encodes 73 amino acids. The record is from RefSeq and is a predicted model, not a curated record.